Molecule: messenger RNA, 1920 nt
Organism: Cuscuta epithymum
Lineage: Eukaryota; Viridiplantae; Streptophyta; Magnoliopsida; Solanales; Convolvulaceae
Source: the annotation of a GenBank genome assembly
CUUCACCAAAGAAAUGGCAUCAUUAAACUCUUGGCUUGUCGCGGUUUUCAUAAUCCUCCCAUCUACUUCCUUUGCUUUCUUGGACUCAACCAUCCCAGACAACUUUUUUAACUGCAUCCGUUUGAAUUCCAAUUUCUCAGCCCCAUUCUCCUCAGCUUUCUUCACCCCUAACGAUGCCUCAUUCAGCACCAUUCUCGAAUCCACGGCACAAAACCUUAGGUACUUGGUACCAUCUGUCCCGAAACCUAAGCUAAUUUUCAUGCCAACGGCCGAAUCACACGUCCAGGCCGCUGUUAUAUGCGCGAAACAACUCGGUAUUCAGCUUAGACCCCGUAGCGGGGGGCACGACUAUGAAGGCCUCUCGUUUGCUUCCGGAAUGGAAGCACCAUUUGUUAUCCUUGACCUCUCCAAGCUGCGAGCAGUCAAGGUAAACGUAGAGGCCAACACCGCUUGGGUUGAGGCCGGGGCCACACUAGGGGAAGUCUAUUACAGGAUUUCACAGAAAAGCAAUACUCUAGGCUUCCCGGCCGGGCUAUGUCCCAGCCUCGGAGUGGGCGGGCACAUAAGCGGAGGAGGGUACGGCACCAUUAUGAGAAGGCACGGCCUGGCGGUUGACAAUGUCGAAGACGCCCGGAUUGUCGACGCCAACGGGAGGAUUCGGGACCGGCAAGCCAUGGGAGAGGAGCUGUUCUGGGCGAUCAGGGGUGGCAGCGCCUCCAGCUUCGGGAUCAUACUGUCCUGGAAGCUAAGCCUGGUCCCCGUCCCCUCCACCGUCACCGUUUUCACCGUCGCGAAAACCCUCGAAGACGGCGGCACCAAAAUCAUGCACAAAUGGCUAAACAUCGCCGACAAACUCCACGAUGACCUCUUCAUCAGGGUUGUCACGUCGGUGGUCAACGGCACCGGAAAAGGCCAGACGACGGUCCAAACGGCCUAUAACUCCGUGUUCCUGGGGUCUUCCGACCGGCUUUUGCAGAUCAUGGGAGAGAGUUUCCCGGAGCUGGGACUAACCAAACAAGACUGCACGGAGAUGAGCUGGAUCGAAUCGGUCCUGUACAUCGCCGGAUACCCAGCAAACACCCCGCCGGAGGUUCUGCUCCAGGGGAAAUCUCUGUUCAAGAACUACUUCAAAGCGAAGUCAGAUUUCAUCACAGAACCCAUCCCGGAAACAGGGCUGGAAGGCAUGUGGAAGAAGCUCCGGGAAGAAGACUCGCCGCUGGUGAUAUGGAAUCCGUUCGGCGGGAUGAUGGGGAAAAUCCCAGAAUGGCAGACCCCAUUCCCGCACAGGAAAGGUGUCAUCUGCAUGAUGCAGUAUCUGACUCUCUGGAACGACCCUUCGAAGGAAUCUGAGAAGAAGCACAUGGACUGGAUGCGAGGCCUGCACGAUUACAUGGCGGAUUAUGCAUCCAAAUUCCCCAGAGAGGCGUAUGUGAAUUACAGGGAUCUGGAUCUGGGGACGAACAAGAGCGGGAAUGCCACCUUUGAUCAGGCUAUGUCUUGGGGUUACAAGUACUAUAAGGACAACUUUCUGAGGCUGGUUCUUGCGAAGACCAAAUUUGACCCCGACAACUUCUUCCAACAUGAGCAGAGCAUCCCUCUGCUUCCUCUGUCCAUGGGGAAUCCUCCAUUCAUGAUAGGGGAGCAGACAAUGGCCCAUUGAUUGAUAUGCCAAAGUGUAGAUUUGUUGUUUAAUACAGUGGUAGCUUAUAUUCAUUCCGUCUAAUAAUCCCUCUGCUCGGAGACUGUAUUCAUACUCCGCAUAUCAAUGGGAAUGUUUAAAAUUGUUAUCUGGAUAACUGUUAACUUAGGUCAUGUGCAUAUGCAGUACGAGUAAAAGCUUGUAUAAAACCAUGUUUAAUUUAGAUGAAUAUGUUAAUUUUAAUUAUAAAGAUAAUUUGUUCUAUAGAAACUAAUUCUCUA